AUGCAGCAUGUUUUUAGGCUAUGUAGCGUGGCUAAACUAGCCUGGAAUUUAUGCACCUUGAAAAUUCAACCAGAAAACGACGUACACAUUGUUCUCAACAAAUGGGUACAACAACAUAUCCUGCUCUUUUAUAGAGAGGAUGGGAAACAAAGUAACAAGUUGGCAAUCUUCAUAGCUAUGCUAUGGAGUAUUUGGACAACCAGAAAUGCGAGAGUGUUUAGGGAAUCAGGAAGCCAUGCGAGUAUGAUUUUACAACAAGCAAAAUUAGGAAUGCAACAAUUGGAAAUAUUCAAGAAAGGCAACCCACGAAAGGGGGAGGAGAACACAAAUGAACACCAAAAUCCACCGGGCUUUUGGUUGGUACAAUUGGGUAUUUCCAAAACGGAUUUUGCUAACUUUGUUUUGCAGGUUGAUGGUUCGUGGGACAAGAAUACAACAAAGGCAGGUUAUGGGUGGGCAUUCAGAAAGGAAGACAAUAUGACUUAUGAAAAGGGAGGGGGAACCCAUGGUUCUGCCAAAUCGGCUCUACAAGCAGAAGCACAGGCUUGUCUUCAUGGCCUUCAGUGGGCAAAGUUGAGACACAUCGCCAACAUACUCAUUUUGACAGAGUGCACAACUUUAGUAAAUUCAUUACAAUCGAAGACCUCUCAUGACAUUCAUAUCCACUGGACACUGGAGGAGAUCAAAAGGAUCGCACAAAGAUUCAACGUCUGCACAAUCAUGAAAACUAACAGAUUGGACGUCAAGGAAGCGCACGACAUAACGAAUAGCUGUAGACGAGAAGGAUUAUCCUUUAGUAAUACACCUUAG
Molecule: messenger RNA, 810 nt
Organism: Spinacia oleracea (spinach)
Lineage: Eukaryota; Viridiplantae; Streptophyta; Magnoliopsida; Caryophyllales; Amaranthaceae
Exons: 1
Coding region: 1-810 (269 amino acids)
Molecular function (GO): nucleic acid binding; RNA-DNA hybrid ribonuclease activity
Source: RefSeq, a predicted model, not a curated record